This is a messenger RNA of Bactrocera dorsalis (oriental fruit fly), 2725 nucleotides long. It is a transcript of the gene Cul2, whose product is annotated as cullin-2. Gene Ontology annotation, molecular function: ubiquitin protein ligase binding. Bases 312 to 2582 code for a protein of 756 amino acids. The record is from RefSeq and is a predicted model, not a curated record. The transcript is spliced from 11 exons. NCBI's taxonomy places the organism in Eukaryota, Metazoa, Arthropoda, Insecta, Diptera, Tephritidae. Gene Ontology annotation, biological process: protein ubiquitination; SCF-dependent proteasomal ubiquitin-dependent protein catabolic process. Gene Ontology annotation, cellular component: Cul2-RING ubiquitin ligase complex; SCF ubiquitin ligase complex.
AUUCCUUAUAAAAAGUUAAAUAAGUAAGUUUGCAUAUAUAACCCAUUGUGAAUGUGAGCUGAAGAAGAAGUUUAGAAGAGGACGUUUAUCAUUACGGAGCAAAGUUGUGCAGUGUUUUAAAGAAUUCCAAACAAUUCACUGUUGCAUCACGGCAGCUGAUUUCACGACUUUUCCUGUACAACGCCAGCACUGCCUGCGCACCACCACCUAACACGCACACUGCCCUGACACUCGAUUUUUGGCAAACUCAUUGCUCAUUCUGUCUGCUUUCCACUAUUUGUUGCAGUUGCGUUUAAUUGCAAGCAGCCAGCAUGUCCUUGACCCCAAAGAGUGUAGAUUUCAAUGAAAUUUGGCCAAAUCUCAGAAGUACUGCUGAAGCGGUCAUAACACUGGGCAAUGUUAACCGUUCAGACUGGAGUACCAGAUUUAGUGAUGUUUAUACUUUGUGUGUGGCGCAUCCAGAACCUUACGCCGAUCGACUGUAUAAUGAGACGAAACAAUUUUUAGAGAACCAUGUUCAGAAUAUGUUAGCAACAAGAGUGGCGCCCGGUCCAUGCAGUACGUCAAGUGUUAACGGUGAACCAGAUCUGCUGCAACGUUACUAUGAUGCGUGGACCGAAUAUAGUCAAGGUGUCAAAUACCUAGACAAUCUGUAUUCUUACCUAAAUCAGCAGCAUAUUAAGAAGCAAAAAAUCUCUGACGCUGAAGUGGUAUAUGGCAAUUUGUCUUCGGAUACGAUGGAGCAAAUGGAAAUCGGUGAAUUAGGUCUGGAUAUUUGGCACAUCUACAUGAUAAAGAAUUUAAGUGACGAUCUGGUCAAACAUAUUUUGGAAGACAUUAAGGCGGAUCGUUGUGGAAGCCCUGAAAUCACACCUAAUCGCGUUAAAGUAAUAAAUGGCGUGGUACACAGUUUCGUGCAAGUUCGAGGCUAUAAAAGAACUGGACAACUUAAAUUGUAUCAAGAAUUAGUCGAGUUUCCAUUAGUUAUGGCAAGUGCGGAUUACUAUGAUAACGAAGCAGCAAAGCUAUUGAAAACUUGUACUGUCAGUCAAUACAUGGAAGAGGUUAUCAAGAUAUUGGAAGAAGAAACUAAACGUGCGAAGAAAUUUCUGCAUGCAACUUCAAUGUGGAGACUACGUAAACAAUGCGAGGAUCGGUUUGUUAAUCGGCGUCUUGAUUUUAUUUAUUCUGAAUGCAAGGAUAUGGUAUCACAAGAGAAACGCAAGGAUCUGCGGAAUAUGUACAAAAUACUGAAACCGAUAGCAGACAAUUUGAAAUCGCAGCUAAUACAUACAUUUUUGGAUCACAUUAAAAAUGAGGGGCUAGAAACUAUCUCUACACUUUCUGGUGAAAAUAUACAUAUACAAUUUGUGGAAAAUAUGUUAAAAGUGCAUCAAAAGUUUCAUGAACUAAUUGCUGAUGUGUUUGAAAAUGAUUCGUUGUUUUUGAGUGCUUUGGAUAAAGCUUGCGCGAGUAUCAUCAACCGUCGACCAGGCGACCGGCAACCUUGUAGAAGUGCCGAAUAUGUUGCCAAGUACUGUGAUACGUUGCUGAAGAAAUCCAAGACAACCGAGGCGGAAAUUGAUCAAAAACUCACCAACAAUAUAACAAUUUUUAAAUACAUCGAAGAUAAAGAUGUCUAUCAAAAAUUCUAUAGCAGACUGUUAGCAAAAAGACUUAUUCACGAGCAAUCUCAAAGCAUGGAUGCGGAGGAAGCUAUGAUCAAUAGAUUAAAGCAAGCUUGUGGUUAUGAAUUCACAAACAAACUGCAUCGCAUGUUUACGGAUAUUUCGCUCUCGGUGGACUUGAAUAACAAAUUUAAUAAUCAUUUAAAACAGGAAAAUAUUGAUUUAGGCAUUAAUUUAUCCAUCAAAGUGCUUCAAGCUGGCGCAUGGCCAUUGGGACCAACGCAAGUAGUGAUACCCUUUGCAGUGCCGCAGGAAUUUGAAAAAUCUAUCAGAAUGUUCGAAGCCUUCUAUCACAAAUCGUUUAAUGGUCGCAAAUUGACAUGGCUACAUCAUAUGUGUCAUGGCGAACUGAAGCUGGGCUAUCUGAAGAAAACUUACAUAGUUACAAUGCAAACCUAUCAAAUGGCCAUGUUGUUGUUAUUUGAAUCCUGUGACUCGCUUACCUGCAAGGACAUACAAAGCACCCUGCAAUUGAACAGUGAAACGUUUCAGAAACAUUUACAAUCGCUACUUGAAUCGAAAUUGCUCAAUGCGAGUUCAGAAAGCCUAGAGGGCAAUACGAAAAUCGAAUUGAAUUUCGAUUAUUCGAACAAGAGAACAAAAUUCAAAAUAACAUCUGCUAUGCAAAAGGAAACACAACAAGAGCAAAUCGAACACACCAUCAGUGCAGUUGACGAGGACAGAAAGCUUUAUCUGCAGGCGGCCAUUGUGCGUAUCAUGAAAUCUCGCAAAGUUCUGAAGCACAAUGCGCUUAUACAAGAGAUUUUAUCACAGUCGAGAGUGAGCUUUACACCGAGUAUUUCAAUGAUAAAAAAAUGCAUCGAAUCGCUGAUCGACAAACAGUACAUAGAACGUACUCCCAACUCGGGUGAUGAAUACAGUUAUGUGGCAUAACUCUGCUUGAAAUUGCUAGUGUUGUUAUUAUUGUUUAAAGCAGCUAUUGUGCAAUUGCGGAGACACACUUAUCACAAUAUUAAUUUAGAUAUGCUGCUUCAAAGUUUGUAUGCCGAAUAUUAAAUUAUUCUUUAUAUACACAA